This is a messenger RNA of Caenorhabditis sp. 36 PRJEB53466, 3246 nucleotides long. The record is from the annotation of a GenBank genome assembly. NCBI's taxonomy places the organism in Eukaryota, Metazoa, Nematoda, Chromadorea, Rhabditida, Rhabditidae.
AUGUCUGUCAGUGCAAGCGUCGCUGGCGGGGCCCUUGUUGCUGGUAGCAGCAAAAGCUCGAGUACCGAAGAACCAGAAAUCAUUCUGCAAAACAUCGGUUGCUUAAAACGUCUCGCGGAACUCGAUCUUCAGCCGGCUGAAAAGAUUUACACGGUUCCAAAUGAUCCUGGAUCUGGAGGAAAAGCGGUUGACAUCCAAACGAACGUGUUCGGAAUCGAGCUGUUCAAGGAGACUAUGGUCUACCAAUACGUGGUUCAUAUGAAGGCUGAUCUGACGACAAACAAGGAAGCUGUAUUCACGAAGAAAGGAAAAGAAGAGUACGUUUUUUGAAGGAAAAAUAUGACUCUAGUUAUAAUUGCAGUUUCAUCGUUCGUGAUCGUCACAAAAAAUGCUGCGACAUUCUUUUCUAUGCCGUUAGAAAUAACGAAACAUUUUUCAAAAUGGUGGACGGAAACCAUAUAGUCUACGAUGGACAAAGCUGUCUUUUCGCGACUAUCGACCUUUUCCCUGAAAUUAACGAUAUCGCUAAGAAGACACAGCUCUUCAAUAUUAACGGAGCCAACAUCGGCAAUGAAGAUCUGAAAAGCCUCUCGUGUAUCGUGCUCGAAAUACAUGCUGCGAAGAAAGAGUCUUUCAUAAUCUCUUCUGAAAAAAUUGCCAGACGGACAGCGGAUCCUCACAUCAGAGCAAAUAAUCGAGGAUACACUCAAUUCAUGGAGCUUAUCCUCAAUCAGACCUGCAUUCGUGACACGUAAUGAUUCGUUUAUCUUCUUUCCAAAGUCGACUUUUCAGAGCACGCUUCGGUUGUUUCGAGCAUGGAAAGAUUUUCUGUAUGAAGCCAUGGGACGAUGGAUACGACAUUUACGACCAUCCAGACGUUGGCGAUGGAAAGUCGUUGCUUCCGGGUCUCAAGAAAACUGUACAGUACAUCGAGGGUCCUUGUGGGAGAGGACAAAACAAUCCGUCUAUUGUCAUCGAUGGUAAGUUCAAAGUUGUUUUAUAUUGGUAUUUUUCUGUUUCAGCAAUGAAAACAGCGUUCCACAAAGUUCAGCCGGUCCUCCAAAAGGUAUACGAGAUUCUGCAAAAGGACCCAUCCAAUGGAAUCUCGGAUUUUGACAAAGAAAAAGUUGUUCCAGUCAUCAGAGGACUUCACUGCCAUACAACGUAUACCGAUCGGCCGCGGCAUUUACGUAUCGAAGGAAUUCACCAUGACAAUGCAAUGAAAGCCAGAUUUGAAUUGAAAGAAGGUGGCAGUUGCACAGUUCACAAGUAUUUCAUGGACAAAUAUGGCGUUCAACUAAGGUGAUAUAGAAAUUCAACCAGGACUAUUGUAUGAAUUGCAGAUAUCCGAACGCCAAUUUGCUCAUCUGCAAAGAUCGUGGAAACAACAACUUUUAUCCAAUGGAACUGAUGAGCAUUGACCGGGAUCAGCGCGUGACUAUCAUGCAGCAGACUGGUGCUCAAAGUCAGAAAACAACGAGAGAGUGCGCCGUUUUACCGCCGGACCGUCAAAAACUGAUUAUGAUUGGCAAGAGUGCCGCUGAAAUUAUCGAGUCCAACGACUUGCUGCAGCACUUUGGAAUCAAAGUCUACGAGUUCCCGAUGAUGGUGAAAGCACGUGCGAUCGACGGAAACGACAUCCAAUUCAGCGAACGCAGCAAAGCGAAAGCUAUUCUGGGCAAGUGGCGAUCUCCCCCAGGAAGCUUCUUCAAACCCGCUGACUGGCCUUCCGUUUGGGCAUUUUACGCUGUCGGAACGUCUACAUCACGAUUCACGCCGAAAGAUCUGCGGUAUGAGCCUUCUACGUGUUUUUAUCUAACGUUUAUACGUUUUCAGGGAGUUCUCGGUCGCAUUUGUUGAAACAUGUCAGAGAAAAGGAAUCCGUCUCGGACAGCCUGGUGAAUGCGAACUGGUUUCGGCCGAUAACAUUGUAGACAAACUCGCUAUGGCCGCAAGUUGUCAGUGCAAGUUUGUUUUCAUCAUUAGUGAUGACAGCAUCAUUACUUUGCACCGUAAGUUUUUAUUUAUUUGAAGCUAUUUAUAUUAUUAUAUUAAGAGAAAUUCAAACUUUUGGAGAGAGAAUACGAUAUGAUCAUCCAAGAUAUGAAGAUGAGCAAGGCUCUUUCGGUUAUUAGACAACAAAAAAGAUUGACGUUAGAGAACGUCAUCAACAAAACCAAUGUUAAACUCGGAGGUCUUAAUCAUGCAGUUGUCGACUCGAAGAAAACGUGAGUAACUUUUCGGAACUGUGCUUCAAUAAAAAUUUUUAGCAUCAGUGACGACCAGCUGAUCAUUGGAGUAGGCGUUUCUCAGCCCGUCGGUGCUGCAAGAUUUGCAGACGGGCGAACUUCCAUCAAUCCUCUCGUCGUUGGUUACGCUUCUAAUGCCAAGGCUUGUCACGAAUUUGCCGGAGACUUCUUGUUAGGCCCAAAUGGUCAAGAUGUAAAAUAUUCUGUUCAAUUCAGCGAGGUUUUAUCGUUAUAUUUAGACUAUUGCAUCUAUUGAAGACGUCGUGAGAAACUCAAUGGAAUCUUAUGAGAAGCACCGCGAGCGACUUCCUAAGAAAGUUAUCAUCUAUCGAAGUGGUGCUUCAGAAGGAUCGCAUGCUUCUCUGAUUGCCUUCGAGGUUCCUCUCGCCCGUUCCGUCGUCGAAUCGUUCAAAUCUGAUAUCAAGCUGAUCUAUAUUGUUGUUACGAAGGAUCACAGCUACAGAUUCUUCAAACAAGAGAUCGACAACGCAGUCAAACCGACUGAGCAAAACAUUCCGGCUGGAAUCGUGCUUGAUACUGCUGUCACCCAUCCUGCGUGCAAGCAGUUCUUCUUGAACUCGCACAGCACCCUUCAGGAAAGAGCUGGAGUUUCAUCGUAUUCUAUCCGUUUUGUUUCAGGGAACAGCAAAGACUCCAUUGUACACAGUUCUUGCUGACGACUGCAAAGCGCCGAUGGACAAGCUUGAGGAACUCACAUACGCAUUGUGCCAUCACCAUCAAAUUGUCGCUCUAACCACUUCGCUCCCGACCCCGUUGUACGUCGCGAAUGAGUGUGCCAAACGCGGCCGUAACUUGUGGGCGGAAAAGACGUGAGCAAGAUCGAUCGUUUUUUGUCAACCAUGUUUGAAUUUUCAGCGCUGGCAAGCCGGUGGAUGUUCCAGAGCCGAGCGCGUUGCUUGAUCGCCUCAAAGACCUGACUAUGGACAUCGCCUACAAAUACACCAGCAACCUAGUCGACAAGCGCGUCAAUGCCUAA